Molecule: messenger RNA, 2683 nt
Organism: Sardina pilchardus (European sardine)
Lineage: Eukaryota; Metazoa; Chordata; Actinopteri; Clupeiformes; Clupeidae
Gene: rac3b
Product: Rac family small GTPase 3b
Exons: 6
Coding region: 109-687 (192 amino acids)
Biological process (GO): establishment or maintenance of cell polarity; regulation of actin cytoskeleton organization; motor neuron axon guidance
Cellular component (GO): cytoplasmic vesicle; cytoskeleton; neuron projection
Molecular function (GO): GTP binding; protein kinase binding; GTPase activity
Source: RefSeq, a predicted model, not a curated record
GUCAAGCUGGGAGGAUACCGACUGCAUUUUAAAGCAUUAAUUUAAAAACGAAUUAGGGCCGUGUAUCUGAACACAAUUCGUUAGUGCGGUGCAAGAAGUGUUUUGAAAAUGCAAGCCAUAAAAUGUGUGGUGGUCGGCGACGGGGCUGUGGGAAAAACCUGUCUGCUAAUCAGCUACACCACCAAUGCCUUCCCAGGAGAGUACAUCCCCACAGUGUUCGAUAACUACUCUGCCAAUGUGAUGGUGGAUGGAAAGCCCGUCAACUUGGGCUUAUGGGACACAGCAGGACAGGAGGACUAUGACCGUCUUCGACCCCUGUCUUACCCUCAGACGGAUGUCUUUUUAAUAUGCUUCUCCUUGGUGAGCCCAGCCUCCUUUGAAAACGUCCGAGCAAAGUGGUACCCGGAGGUGCGGCAUCACUGCCCCAACACCCCCAUCAUCCUGGUGGGCACCAAGCUGGACCUGCGGGACGACAAGGACACCAUCGAGCGCCUGAGGGACAAGAAGCUCUCACCCAUCACCUACCCACAGGGACUCGCCAUGGCCCGGGAGAUCGGGGCAGUGAAGUACCUGGAGUGCUCUGCGCUGACCCAGCGCGGGCUCAAGACGGUGUUCGACGAGGCCAUCCGCGCCGUGCUGUGCCCGCCGCCCGUGAAGAAGCGCGGCCGCAGGUGCACGCUCUUCUGAGAGCCCCGGCCGCCCGCCCGCCCGGCCGUACCCGCCGCCCACCUCACACCGCCACACAUCUGCCGACCGUCGUCAUGACAAACACCGGUGUGCCACCCCAGAACUACCACUACCACUACCACUACCACCACCCCAAACAACAACAACCACAACAACAGCAGCAUCACCAAGAACAACAACAACAACAACAACAACAACAACAACAACAACAAAAACGCCACCACAGAGUACCAACUCUUAUUGCGGGAUGGGAUUUGUCAGUGUGCAGACACAGUUGUAGUCUUGGUUGGGAGGGGGUAGGCGUGUUUUUUUUAUUUUGUUCUGUUUUGUUCUAUUUUGGUGAACUUGUGCUUGAGAUUGGAGAUAUAUUUUUUUUGUUUCAUUAUUUUUUUUCAAAGCAGUUGCUACAAUGAGUCUUGUGAACACAGAUAAAAGAAGGGAGAGAGAGAGAGAACAAAAAAAGACUGAAAAGAAGAAACCAAUACAUCAGUCUGCUGAGAGUAAGGAAUAUAGUGUCUUGUGGUAUUGGAUGUUUUUUUAAAAUAACUCACAUUCCUGAAAUAAUCUGUUUUUAUAGGGAUAUAUUGGUGAAAAUUGCUGUCUGAAACUGUAGUAGGCCUAGUUAUUUCAGAGAGUGUGUAUCCGUCUGGAAUGCCUAAUUAGAUAUGAGAGCACCCUCUUCCUGAAAGCAGCAAGAGAGUUCUGACUCCAGACUUGAUCCGGCUCGGUUCGGGCCCAAAUAUGGCACAGAUCUGGUGUGGAAAUGCCGGAUAAAUGCCAGAAGUGGGCCAGAAUAGGGCCACAUCUUGUCUUGGAGAAUCAGCUGUUCUCCGGGUUAGCACAUCAGAAUGCAGUAGAGUGUGAAAUUCUGACGCACCACCAUUCCUGUCGCCGCUGUCUUUUUUUUUUUGUCUUUUCAGAAACUGUGAAGCUAUUUCUCGUUUUCCUUGUAUCUGUUUUCCACAUAAUGUGCAUCAGUAGCCUAAAAAAUAGGAGGUUUAUCUUUCACACAGUUAAAUGAGAGUAUGGCUCCACUGAAUCCAGCCACGAGAUUCUGUGAGAGCAAUCCCAAAGGGGAUAUUUUCAGAAUUGCACAAUUUGUCAAUUUUCCAGAAUUUUCCAGAAUCCAUUUUUCCUUGACAAGGACGGAUGAGUUUUAAAAAGCCCUCAUUUUAAUGGCUACAUUGAUUAAAAAUGUAUCGACCAGCAACCUGGUCUUCUUCAAGACUUAAAGGAGAACUCCAGCAAUUUUUUCACAGAGAGCUGUUUCUCGAGGUCACGAGUACUAUUGGUACGAGUAAAAAAAACAAAAAAAAAAACAUCGGUGCUACCUAGCUCACUGCUUCAGCCAGCAGAUUGAGCAGCCAGGCAGCUACAGUGCUACACUUUGGGGGCAUUUUUAAAAUCAUGUCUCGUUUUUUUUUGUCGUACGAACAGUAGUCGAUGACCUCAAGAAACGGCAGUUUGUCCUCUCCUGUUGGCAACGUGUGAUAAGUGACCGCCGUGACACGAGCUCGUCACCUGGUGCUUCGCUCUGUAGUGUCCUCUGACGGACACACUCUGACCUCCCGACGUAUUUAAAUAGUGUUUGCAUGGAUUGUCCAGCAACGUCAUCAUGAAGUGUGUGUGUGUGUGUGUGUGUGUGUGUGUGUGUGUGUGUGUGCACGUGUGUGAGAAUAUUUUUAUGUGCGUGUAUGUUGUGUGUGAAUAUGAGUGCAUGUCUGUGUAUGGGUAUGUGUGUGUGGGUGUGUGUGUAUGUAUGUAUAUUUGUGAUAUGUUUUUGUAUGAAUGCAAUGCAUGUGUGUGUUUGUAAAAUGUUAUUAAUAUGAGUGUGAGUGCAUGUAAGUUUGUGUGUGUGUGUGUGUGAGAGAGAGAGAUUGUUACAUGGUGUUUUGAAUCACCCUUGCUACCACAGUAUGUUGUAUAGGUGCCAUGACAUGACAUUUGAUAAUUACACUUAAUGUAACUUUGUAAAUAUAUCUUCAAAUAAAAAAUC